AUGGCAUCAUCUAACGGUGGUGUUCCGCCGGGGUUCCGGUUUCACCCCACCGACGAAGAACUGCUUCAUUACUACUUGAAGAAGAAGAUUUCUUUUGAAAAGUUUGACAUGGAUGUCAUUAGGGAAGUCGACUUGAACAAGAUUGAGCCAUGGGACCUCCAAGAGAGAUGUAAGAUAGGGUCAACGCCUGAAAAUGAAUGGUACUUCUUCAGCCAUAAGGAUAAGAAGUAUCCUACCGGAUCGAGAACGAACAGAGCGACAAACGCUGGAUUUUGGAAAGCAACAGGACGAGAUAAGUGCAUCCGUAACACCUUCAAGAAGAUCGGUAUGAGGAAAACCCUAGUUUUUUAUUGCGGACGAGCUCCCCAUGGCCAAAAGACCGAUUGGAUCAUGCACGAGUAUCGCCUUGAAGAUGUCGAAGAUCAUCAUGAUCCUCUCAAUCCCAUUCCGAUCUCUACUUCCGAAGAUGGAUGGGUGAUUUGUCGGGUGUUCAAAAAACGAAACCUAUUCAAGAUAGGGGGAAACGAAGCAUCGGGUGGUAGCGGCAUAGGGUCAGAACGACACAACACCACCACGAAUCAACCUCGUUCCUUCCCAUACGGCCAAGACCAUCAUCAGUAUUUACCAUACCAUCAACCACAAAGCUUCGAUUUAGGCCUCAAUUACACUCAUCAAUACCCUCACCUCGUCCCUACCCACAAGCCACUUGGAUAUGGUUUCUUGAAUCUACCCUCCGAAGAUUCGCCAAUUGUGGUCAAACAACUAAUGUCGAACCCUAGAGAAUGUGAUAGUGGAAGCUGUGAGAACCAGCUCGAUAUAGGGUACCAUGCUUGUGAGCCUGGUUUAGAAGUCGAUACGUGUGAACCAGCUCAAAGCAUGGUUAAUGCGAAUUUAAGACAAGAUCAAACGUUAAACGAGUGGGGGAUGAUCGAUAGGCUUGUAACUUCACAUCUUGGUCAGCCGAACGAGGAUGUCAAUUUAACGAAAGGGGCGUUGAGAUAUCGAAAUGAUGCAACGCCAUCUUCAUCUUCGAUGCAAGAGAUCAACCACCUCUCGUUGCGGGGAGAGGACUUCUGGGGGUACGAAAAAUAG
Cynara cardunculus var. scolymus (artichoke) is the source of this 1092-nucleotide messenger RNA. Its product is annotated as protein BEARSKIN1-like. Bases 1 to 1092 code for a protein of 363 amino acids. The transcript is spliced from 3 exons. The record is from RefSeq and is a predicted model, not a curated record. Gene Ontology annotation, molecular function: DNA binding. Gene Ontology annotation, biological process: regulation of DNA-templated transcription. Lineage: Eukaryota; Viridiplantae; Streptophyta; Magnoliopsida; Asterales; Asteraceae.